ACGCAAUAUAUGAGUAACGAUACGAUUUCGGCACUCCCAAACAUCUUACCAGUAAACAUUAAUUGAUGUAUCAAAGUUGUACAAAGAUCUAGAUCCUUUCGAACUCGGCUUACAAAACCGAGUGCGGCAACUUACUCAUGCACAGUCGAACGCGAGGUGUGCAGUUGUUACCUUUCAAUUACCACUUACUAACUGACCAUAAGCCAGUAACUUCACUACUUAAGUUGGUUAAUCAAAUAUAAUGUUUACGAAGUUAUUGUUAGGGCUAAUUUUGUGUUGGGGUGUGUCGAGUUUCCCUGACGGGGCUCCGAUCGACACUUGUGUAAAGAACCGUGCUAAUCAGCCUAAUCACGGACAACAUAGGACUCAACCCUUGUCCAGUCUACCGUACAGGGUGCUCGCAUCGGCGCUGGUUUACGGCCCAAAUACUCCGGUCACAGUGACAAUAGAAGGAUCAGAACCAUUCAAAGGAUUCUUCAUUCAAGCGCGUUCAGUGGAGCACGAUAACUGGAUAGGGGCGUGGGAACCGGCUCCGAACACGACCAUACAUCCAGAAUGUUCGUCCAUCACACACGGUGACCCUGAGUUCAAGACGAGGGCUACUUUGCUAUGGAGAGCACCCCCUGAUGCACAUGGAAGGGUGUAUUUCACCGGAACUGUACUGAAGAACUACGGUACUUUCUGGUCCGACCUCAUCGCUGAAGCACCACAAGACCCAUCACAACUCCAGAUACUUGGGUGAAAGGAAUGUCAACUCUAUGCUUUUGGUGACAAUGUCGAAAUUGCUUUCAAAAGUGGUUGCUUUAAACGUUGUAUUUACUGAAUACUGAAACGCUAUUCUAUUUUAAAUUGCACUUAAACAUCGUUCUAUCUCUGCCAUUUUAUAAAGAAUUUGUAGGGCCAGAACUAUUCUUGACAGCGUUUUAUAAUUGAAUAGCGUUUGAGUAUAUGACAAUUAGGUUUACUAAAAUGUAAAUAAAACUAAACAUAAAUAAAUAGAUAAGUAUAUUAGAAUUGUA
Messenger RNA from Spodoptera litura, 1019 nucleotides. Its product is annotated as putative defense protein 3. The record is from RefSeq and is a predicted model, not a curated record. Lineage: Eukaryota; Metazoa; Arthropoda; Insecta; Lepidoptera; Noctuidae. Gene Ontology annotation, cellular component: membrane.